AUGCCUAGCAUAGCAAAUCCUCCUUAUCUCAUCGAGGAAAUUGCCAAUAACUGCGCAAACUUCUGCGAGCUCAAAAUCAUGGGCCCUUUCGACAUCUUCUUCGCUACAACAUUGGUAACACAUCUCUCAAGAAUAAAGGUUCUAAGCCUCCGGUGUUCCAUGCUACUCAAGGACGCCCUGAUCAUAAUAUUGGAUGGCCUUCAGAGCCUCGAAGUGCUCAACAUUUCUCACUGUCUCUUGAUAGAGAUCCCACCACCUCCUGAGCCCAGAAGAGUGAUGAAGGAGCUCGAUGAUACUAUUCGUCAGAAGGCCUCCCGGCUCGGCCAGUUCUUGACUUGCAUGGAGGAGUCGUGUGUCAUGUGCCAGAGAACAAAAGCUGAUGAAGGGCUCAUGAGGUGGUAUAGGUACGAGGAAGGGUUGUGGAAGGCAGACGAGGUAACCUCUCUCUCACUAUAUUAG
Messenger RNA from Linum trigynum, 459 nucleotides. The record is from the annotation of a GenBank genome assembly. NCBI's taxonomy places the organism in Eukaryota, Viridiplantae, Streptophyta, Magnoliopsida, Malpighiales, Linaceae.